ACUUCUUUAGGUUUAGGUUCAAUAUUGGAAAGAAUACUGGUAGGUGAUGCGGUGCUCUUCAAAUUGCACUACAUCAGGGACACAUAAUGUGCAUGGCUGGCGGCCUGACUCCGUGUUUUUGAAGCUGGGAGGAGGCGAAGCCUAAGGAGUCAAUCCUCUAUGGACCCAGGAGCUGAGCUCUGUCUGAACCCCAACCUCUGUGGCUGCUGACCAAGAUCACUCCAUGGAUGAAAUGACAGCUGUGGUCAAGAUUGAAAAAGGAGUUGGUGGAAAUAAUGGGGGCAAUGGUAAUGGUGGUGGUGCCUUUUCUCAGGCUCGAAGCAGCAGCACAGGCAGUAGCAGCAGUGGAGGAGGAGGAGGGCAGGAAUCCCAGCCAUCCCCUUUGGCUCUGCUGGCAGCAACUUGCAGCAGAAUUGAGUCACCCAAUGAAAACAGCAACAACUCCCAGGGCCCAAGCCAGUCAGGGGGCACAGGUGAGCUUGACCUCACAGCCACACAACUCUCACAGGGUGCCAAUGGCUGGCAGAUCAUCUCUUCCUCCUCUGGGGCUACCCCUACCUCAAAGGAACAGAGUGGCAGCAGUACCAAUGGCAGCAAUGGCAGUGAGUCUUCCAAGAAUCGCACAGUCUCUGGUGGGCAGUAUGUUGUGGCUGCCACGUCCAACUUACAGAACCAGCAAGUCCUGACAGGAUUACCUGGAGUGAUGCCUAAUAUUCAGUAUCAAGUAAUCCCACAGUUCCAGACCGUUGAUGGGCAACAGCUGCAAUUCGCUGCCACUGGGGCCCAAGUGCAGCAGGAUGGUUCUGGUCAAAUACAGAUCAUACCAGGUGCAAACCAACAGAUCAUCACAAAUCGAGGAAGUGGAGGCAACAUCAUUGCUGCUAUGCCAAAUCUACUCCAGCAGGCUGUCCCCCUUCAAGGCCUGGCUAAUAAUGUACUCUCAGGACAGACUCAGUAUGUGACCAAUGUACCAGUGGCCCUAAAUGGGAAUAUCACCUUGCUACCUGUCAACAGCGUUUCUGCAGCUACCUUGACUCCUAGCUCUCAGGCAGUCACUAUCAGCAGCUCUGGGUCCCAAGAGAGUGGUUCACAGCCCGCCACCUCAGGGACUGCCAUCAGUUCUGCCAGUUUGGUAUCAUCACAAGCCAGUUCCAGCUCCUUUUUCACCAAUGCCAAUAGCUACUCAACAACUACUACCACCAGCAACAUGGGAAUUAUGAACUUUACCACCAGCGGAUCAGCAGGGACCAACUCUCAAGGGCAGACACCCCAGAGGGUCAGUGGGCUACAGGGGUCUGAUGCUCUAAACAUCCAACAGAACCAGACAUCUGGAGGCUCUCUGCAAGCAAGUCAACAAAAAGAGGGAGAGCAGAACCAGCAGACACAGCAACAGCAGCAAAUUCUUAUCCAGCCUCAGCUUGUUCAAGGGGGACAGGCUCUCCAGGCCCUCCAAGCAGCACCAUUGUCAGGGCAGACCUUUACAACUCAAGCUAUCUCCCAGGAAACCCUCCAGAAUCUCCAGCUUCAGGCUGUUCCAAACUCUGGCCCCAUCAUCAUCCGGACACCAACAGUGGGGCCCAAUGGACAGGUCAGUUGGCAGACUCUUCAGCUGCAGAAUCUCCAAGUUCAGAACCCACAGGCCCAGACAAUCACCUUGGCCCCAAUGCAGGGCGUUUCCUUGGGGCAGACCAGCAGCAGCAAUACCACCCUUACACCCAUUGCCUCAGCUGCCUCCAUCCCUACCGGCACAGUCACUGUGAAUGCUGCUCAGCUCUCCUCCAUGCCUGGCCUCCAGACCAUUAACCUCAGUGCAUUGGGUGCUUCAGGAAUCCAGGUGCACCAGCUUCCAAGCCUGCCCUUGGCUAUAGCAAAUGCCCCAGGUGAUCAUGGAGCUCAGCUUGGCCUCCACGGAGCUGGUGGUGAUGGAAUACAUGAUGACACAGCAGGUGGAGAAGAAGGAGAAAACAGCCCAGAUCCCCAACCCCAGGCUGGUCGGAGGACCCGGCGUGAAGCAUGCACCUGCCCCUAUUGUAAAGAUAGUGAAGGAAGGGGCUCUGGGGAUCCUGGCAAAAAGAAACAGCACAUUUGCCACAUCCAAGGCUGUGGGAAAGUAUAUGGCAAGACCUCACACCUACGGGCACACUUGCGCUGGCAUACAGGCGAGAGGCCAUUCAUGUGUACUUGGUCAUACUGUGGGAAGCGCUUUACACGUUCAGAUGAGCUACAGAGACACAAACGCACACACACAGGUGAGAAGAAAUUUGCCUGCCCUGAGUGUCCCAAGCGCUUCAUGAGGAGUGACCACCUGUCAAAGCAUAUCAAGACCCACCAGAAUAAGAAAGGAGGCCCAGGUGUAUCCCUGAGUGUGGGCACUUUGCCCCUGGACAGUGGGGCAGGUUCAGAAGGCAGUGGCACUGCCACCCCUUCAGCCCUUAUUACCACCAAUAUGGUAGCCAUGGAGGCCAUCUGUCCAGAGGGUAUUGCCCGUCUUGCCAACAGUGGCAUCAACGUCAUGCAGGUGGCGGAUCUGCAGUCCAUUAAUAUCAGUGGCAAUGGCUUCUGAGAUCAGGCACCCGGGGCCAGAGACAUAUGGGCCAUACCCAUCAACCCUGGGAUGCAAGGUAGCAUGGGUCCAAGAGACAUGUGGGAGAGAGAGCCAUGAGGCAUUAAAAUGCAUGGUGGUGGGAAGAAUUUGGGGGAGGGAUACAAGAGAAGAGAUGGGGUCCUGGCACCCACCUAUAUCAUCAGUACCUCCUUGAAGUGGGAAACAUUAGUGAAAAUUCUGUUGGUGCCACCCUUUGAUGGGCAUUUGUUUGACCCCAAACAGUUUCUUAUACUUCUUACCCCAGCCUCCCCUUCCUGCCUUUCCCUUCUCAGCUCCCCCAUGAUGGAUCCCCCCCCUUUCCUAAAGCCAUCAUGCCUUGAUAAAUAUAUAUGAUCAUUGAAAUACUUUUUAACAAAAAAAAAAAAAAACCAGAUUCUAUAUUAUAUAUAUAUACAUAUAUAUAUAUAUAUAUAAAAGAUAUAUAGAGAUGCAUUUGCAGGGGUUGGCUGGGAGGAGGAAGGAGACCAUUCUGUGACCAAAAUACCUUGGUCAUUUUUUAUAUUGCCUUAUUUCCCUAUGGCUGAGCCUUGUUGUGACACAUCAAGCUUUUCUAGAGAUGUUGUCUUGGCUUCCCACCAGAUUAAGCAUUCAUAUGCUCUGCUUUUAGUUUAUAUACACAUACAUAAUGUUUUUCCUUUCUUAAUUUUGUCUUUUUAUUUGGGAUCAGCUUCUUGCACUCCUUUCUUGACUCAACCUUUCUGUCUCCCUUUCUCUCACCUGAUUGCUUCAUAUUUUGGUAAUGAUCCCUGGAUGAGGCACUUCUGUCAACCUUUUAAGGUUCUUGGUCCCAGCAGCAGAAUGGAGAGCCUUGAAGCCCAGGCUCAUGCUUGAGGUAGCUGUGGAGAGAGUGUUCAAAACUACUACUGACGCAGGCACCCUCUUGGCGCUGGAGAGUCAAAGGCACCUCUUCUCAUCAGCUGCUGUAAGCAUCAAGAGUCAGAAGUCUUUCUGUGGAAUUGUACAAGAGACCCUUUAAAGGUUAUAAUCUGGGAUCAAUUUGUAUAAACUGUCAAAAGUGGUCAAAUAAUAUGUAGGGGCUUUCAAUAGGAAAAUGAUGCGCUCAAAAGUGGAAGUGACUCAGAGUAGUCCAGUUCAGGAAUUAGUGGAGUAUUUGGACUUUUGUACAGCUGUCUUCCAAAGUAGGUCUAAGCUUUGGUAUGGGUUUCUGAGGUCACAUUCUGAAAGGAAAUGCACUUCCUCUUUUGAACAUCCCUGGUAGUUUCUUUCUCAUGUUAUUAAGGAGCAUCAGCCAAUAAAUCUGUUCCAGGUUUCCAUUCUGCAGAGCUCCAGAGUCUGUACCCGUGGCAAGGCAGUGGUUCUUUGAUCUUUUCUCUUAAUUCUUCCUUGGGUGGUUCCUAAGGGAAAAGGAAGCACACGAUCAUGGGAACAACAGCCCAGAACAAAAAGAAAUCUUGUCUUACCACUGUGGUUUAUAGGAGAGAUUGGGAGACACCAUCCUGCUUUCUCCAUGGCCUGAUUCUUGAAGAGACUGAUCCAAAAAUUAUAGCGGCAGGGAACUCUUAGUGCAUUUGGCACUGAGACUUAAAUGCAACCAGAGUUGUCCUCAAGGCCCAGCCAUUAAAACAUUGUCUCUCUUGACCUUCUGGUAUCUGUCAGAGAGCUUUUCACUGUGAGGAAGUGUGGAAAUGGCUGUGUGUAUGUGUGUAAUCUGUUAGAUUGGGGAUAGGUUUUCUGUUAGCCUAUACUAAAAGAGACCUGCAAUAAAAAAUUGCCCUGAUCUGAUAGAAAAUGAAGUGUUUGUGUAUGACUGUGUGUGAGUGUGUUUUGUGCCUGUAUAUAUCUACACACAGAUGAGAAAUUAUAUUUGAAAUUGUUGGAAAAUAAAUCAAAUUCAGCUCAAAAUGCCUUUCAGGCCCAUUACCUAGAAAUCUGUCUUAAAACCUGGGUAUGUUCCUGAGGUCAUUUCUUUGCUUAUGCUAAAUUAGCUACAAUUAUGAAUGGGGGAUAUUCUACUGCACUUUUUAAAAAGAAACUAUUUUUGUGUUUGAAAGGAAACCAACAUCCAGAUCUAUAGCAGAGUCCUAGUUUCUUUCAUAAAUCUUUUUACCUUGACUACAAAUAGAUGAUGCUAUGAUUCUAUAUAUUUUAUAUAAAAUCUAUCCAAAUUAGUGUCUGGGUAAGCUUGUGUUGUUGUUUAACCUGAAAUACAAUAACUGUUAAUAUCCUGAACAGUAGUUCACUCCAUUUGGGCCUUCCUCUCCAGACUUAAACACUCAGGAACUAUUGCGAGAAACUUUCCCCAGAUCAAAUUCUGUUAAUACUGAAGUAAAAGUCAUCCAUGCCCCGCCACUUAUCACACACCCUUUAUUCCCACUGAAAGGCAGAACUCAACCUAUUAUUUUAUAUCUGUAAUCAUGUAUAUAGGCAUCUUUUGGAGGAAAAGGGCAGUAUAACUCACUGGAGCGUGCAGUAUUUUGCUAGAGCAUUUCAAAGAAUGGAAUCUUCCCCAGUAUGAAAUUAUUUGCUAUAAACUAGCUUAAUGAUGCUGAGGACUUAUAAGCGUUUAGAAGGUUAUUUGGUGAUGAUUUUCUCUGGGAUGGAAUGCUGGUUUACCUUCAGUCCCCUUCAUUAACCUUGUUGUAAGUGAAUUCAUAGUUCUUUCCACAUACCCUUUUGGAGGCUCCAGAUCCAGUAUCUUGUUUGGCCCCCAAACUGAAGCAGCUUCUGCUCUUGUCUCCCAGUAGCAGGGAGCUGCUCAGUCUUUUCCACAGGGAGUGAGGAGCCUACAUUCCUUAAGACGGGAGCUUACUGCUGAAAAUCCUUUCCCUGAACUUUUUGGCCAGCAGAAAUCAAUGUAACUGACAGGUAUAUUCUCAAAUACCUUUCAUGAGUUGCUUUUUUAUUUAAAAAUGUUAAAUGACCAAGCCUGUGAGGCAGGAGAUGCCCAGAGGACUGGUAAUAUUAAAGCACUCAUUCCCUUGUCCUUUCAGGUUGCCCAUACACAUUCAUCUGUGUGUCAUUUGAUUGUCUCACUUUUAACCCAUAGCAGUAACAACCCACACCAUCUUCCUUCAGGGACCUCCCAGCUAGCACCCUGUUUGUGGGUGCUAUGCAGAAUGCAAUUUAAUGGAUAUUUCUCAGCCUGAUUCAGAAUAAAUAGAACACAGAACCCUUGAUCCCAGAAAAUAUAGACUGAAGUGUGGGGUAAAGAUUAUGAUUGGGGGAGGGUUAGAGACAAAAGCUGUAAAUUACUAUGGCUGAUUGAUUUAUUUCUACUAUAUACAUAUAUAUAUAUAUAUAUUUUUUGCUUUUGUAUAUCCUAUAUAGGAAACUAAGCAUUGUAUUUUUUUAACAAAUCUGAGAAAGCACUAUGAACUGCAGAUGUUUGACUUUCAGAAUAUAUUUUGUAUUGUUAAUAUCUUCACACUGUGUGAAUACUGGAAGCUGCAGAUCUUUGCUAGGACGCAAUAAAUUUAUAUACUUUUUGAGGGGUUCUUCUGGGGGUAUUAAUCAGGCCCCUGUUACACUUCGGGGGAGCCCUGGUGCUACUCGCUUAGAGUUUCAUUCAAUUGUAAGUACCCUGAUGCCUUUUGGACCUUGGGAUCAGACCAAACACGUUUUGGAGAUCCCAGUACCAAGGAAAUGAGGAUGGUCUAGCUGCCUCAAGUGAGGGGCCCUUAGCAUAGCUCUCCUUCCCCCUAUUCAAAGCUGGGUAGCCUCUUAGGGUUGGGAAGAGAAAUGUGAAAUCUCAGAGUUUCAUCUCCCUUAGAAGAGAGCCAGUAACUUAAUAUGCAAGGAUGAAAGGUGGCAGCAGUAGUUUUGGGGAAAGGGAGGAGGAUAUGGCAUUUCUCCAACCCCGGAAAACAUUGCUUUUGAAAACUGCUGAUAAAAUGUGGGCAGGUUAUUACUUUUGUUUGGGAGCAUGUGUUCUCUCUGGUGCCUCUCUUGGCUCUCCUCCUGGGGUACAGACCUUUUCUAGGAGGAUGAGCAGACCAGCUUUGAGGUUGACCUGUUUCUUUUCUUUGUCUGCCUUCCCUAAACACCAGCCCCCGGGAGGACAUUGAACAGCCUUAAGCUUAAAUUCCUACUCCCUCUUUCCAGUUUGGCUCACUUGCCUUAGAUUGAAGGCUAGGCAAGGGG
Lynx canadensis (Canada lynx) is the source of this 6706-nucleotide messenger RNA. It is a transcript of the gene SP1, whose product is annotated as Sp1 transcription factor. The record is from RefSeq and is a predicted model, not a curated record. Gene Ontology annotation, biological process: regulation of transcription by RNA polymerase II. Gene Ontology annotation, molecular function: RNA polymerase II cis-regulatory region sequence-specific DNA binding; DNA-binding transcription factor activity, RNA polymerase II-specific. Lineage: Eukaryota; Metazoa; Chordata; Mammalia; Carnivora; Felidae. Bases 224 to 2563 code for a protein of 779 amino acids. The transcript is spliced from 6 exons.